This is a messenger RNA of Rubroshorea leprosula, 917 nucleotides long. NCBI's taxonomy places the organism in Eukaryota, Viridiplantae, Streptophyta, Magnoliopsida, Malvales, Dipterocarpaceae. The record is from the annotation of a GenBank genome assembly.
CGUGGUUCGAAUACUUUUAUUUCUUUUUUUGCAAGAAAUUUUGUUUAUUAAUUUCCAGGAAAACAGAAAUCAAAGGAUUCCCCUGUAACUUCCCUGCAAAACCCUAAUCGAAUUAUCGGAACAAAUCUCAAGACCCAGAGAGCUCUACAUAAAUGAAUCAGGCUACUCCGUUUAUAGCAGGACUUGCUGUGGCAGCUGCAGCUUAUGCUGGUAAAUAUAGCAUCCGGGCAUGGCAGGCAUUCAAGGCAAGACCACCAACGGCUAGAAUUCGCAGAUUUUAUGAUGGGGGAUUUCAGCCUACCAUGACGAGGAGAGAAGCAGCUCUGAUUCUUGGUGUCAGAGAAUCAACUCCUGUAGAUAAGGUUAAGGAAGCGCAUAGGAGGGUAAUGGUUGCAAACCAUCCUGAUGCAGGCGGAAGCCAUUACCUGGCUUCCAAAAUUAAUGAAGCAAAAGACAUUUUGCUUGGGAAAGGCAAGGGAAGUGGUUCUGCUUUUUGAUGGCAUUAACCUUUCAUUUACUUGAAGAUCCCCUGGGAAAGCUGAGUUUUGAAGACUGAUCUACUCCUCUGCUUAAUCCCUCUGCAAUUUUGUGCAAGAAAAUGCUGUAGCAAACCCCGGAAGAUGGAAUAAUUACUGAAAGGGUGUCUUUUGAAUUGAUUCUUUAGGACCUGAUGGCCUGUCAAAUCUCUGUGUUACUUAUAUUGACUACGUAUGAGAUUGGAAUUUUAAAAUUGUCAAAUGAAAUUGCCCUUCAAUGGAGGUUAGUGUCAAGAAAUGGGACUUGAUGAUAUAAUCAUAUUUGGUACCAUAGCCUAAUGGCUAACAUUGAAAUGAAGUGAAGUUUCUAAUUAACUGUCUCGGCUUGAAGCCCUUUUGAGGGGUACACAUGCCCCUUUAGAAUUAAUAUCUCCGGCCAGU